UUCGACGUCGACAGCCUUCUCACGGCUGUCGAGGGUUCGUGUUUCGUGCGAGUCAUCGAACAAGAACCGACGCUCGAUAAAUGAGCUUUCUCAGGGUUAAGAAGAUUUUUUGCGCCAACGGCGCUGCGCGCAUCAUCCGAAUCCCACAUCUCACGCAACGUUACAGAGUCCUUUCGUGAGAGUGAAAGAGAAAAAAAAUCCAAACUCUCCGUUUCUACGUAUUUGUUCGAUCGUUUGCUCGCUUUGAGGCCGCUGGUCUCCGUAUGGCGCGCUAAUUUUUUUUCUCCUCGGCUCUGCCACCCAACUGUGGUAAACACAGAUGUUGAAGCCGCAGGCAGUUCGACAACACACGGUUAUCGCUAAAUAUGCAUAUAAAAACGACCGUCAUUUUUCCUGGAUCAAGAAACAACGACCGUUCACGACGUUACAAUGUUGAGAUGAAUCACAGCAAGAACGAUAAGUCCAAAAGAAUCUUGUGCGAUAAUUAUCCUCCUCGAUACGCGUAAGAAAAAUCAGGAAUGGACGAGAAACAGAGAUGCGUUAACCGAGCAGAAAUCUUCACUUACCGCACCGAUAGAAUUGACGUGACACGUGCCUCAAGAUCUAAAGGGCACGGUACGUCGCUUUGUCUCUUCAGCAGAAAAAUGCACCACGCUUGCCGGAACGAUGAAAGCGGAAAAACAAUGUCCAACCAUGUAAAAUUAAUUUCAAAUGACACACAAUACGAGAAACUUCUCAACAAUCAAGGUGUUCUCUACGAACGAGUAAACAAAAGAAUUAUUGCGUACGAAUCAACGAGUCAUUUCCAACGUAAUCACGCUGAUAGAAAAUCGAUUAUGUUACAGAAACCGACGACACAUGAAGAUGUAAUUACUCGCCGGUUAUUUAAAACUAAAUGCGAUGUAUUGAGUUGUCUAGAAAGUCCAUGCCGAUUUUUAGUAGGUCGUACAGGAUCUGAAUAUAUCAGAAUGGUUGAAAACAAAUAAAAUGUGGACAUACCUUAAAAAGUGGACAAAUUGUGGAACAGAAUGGUACAUAUAUAAUUCAAUAAAUAUAUAUCGAAAUUCAAAUAUGCAUUUGAAUUUUUCUUAAAAAUAGGCAUGAACUUUCCGGACAACCCAAUACAUAUAUAUAUUUGCGACAGAAAAUAUUCACGCAACCUUUUACGUUUCUAAGAAAAGGUAGCUCGCCUUUAAAUUAUUAGGAAGAAUUAUAGGCAUGGUAAAUUAAUUACCAUUAAAUAUAAUAUGCGCAGAUAUUAUCUACAUAAUUCUACGUGUUGUGUACACACACUCGGUCGUUGAAUUUCUAUCCGUGUAUCCUUCUAUCUUACCGAUGACGAAUCGCAAUGAUUAUACACCGUGCCGUCGCAUCGUUCAACGUCUAUAUUAUUCUCCGCGAACUUCGUAUAUUUCGCCUAAGUGCAAAUACGCUUGUCGCGUGUUUUCUUCGAAAGUCACGACGAAGUAACUUUCAUUUAAAAUAAGCGAGUGUAAAGAUCAAGUAUAAUAAGGGAUUGCGCAAAGAUUUGAAAUAUACCGCAACCAAGAAAAAGAAAAUUUGGUGAAUUACGUUGAACGGUGUUUUACAUUGCCGAUAGUUUGCUAUCUGUCAUCCUAGUAAAAACUAACGUAGCCUGCGAAUUAAUUUCAUUGUAAAAAAAAAAAAAUUUAACACAGGGCUAUCGAAUUGCGUGGCUCGUUCCUGGGGAGUAAGCGUGGUGGUUGCGCGAGGUCGGACGCGCAGUAGUCACCGUAAUGGUGCGCGAUGCGCGAGGUAGACGUAGCGGUUGUUCGAACAGCACCGAGGUAUAGUUCUCGUUCAUGUAUCGUACCGUGUGAGUAUUUUAUCGUCGGCGCGGCUCGAUUCUGUAACGUGUAAAACAGUGGAAACCGCAAACGCGUAAUGCCAACGCCCGGCGUCGCGGCACCCGUCGUCACGUAGAUCGGUACGUCGCAAGAGGAACAACAGAUGAAUAUUUGUAACCGAACGCCUGUGACCUAAUCGACGAAAAUGUGGAGCCCGACGCACGUCCAAGUGACAGUUCAAAGAGCCAGAAACUUAUUGACCAAAGGAAAACACAAAACCAACGACUGUUUCGUGACGAUCGCCCUCGGUAAGGAGAAGUAUCAAACGUCCGUGAAGGAGAAGGCAUCGAAGGACGUGGAAUGGCACGAGGAAUGCGAAUUAACUAUCCCAGAGCAAGGGAACACCGCGGAAAUAGUACUGACGGCCCUUCAUCGUGAUUUCCUGGGCAUCGACCAGUUCCUCGGCACCAUCAGUAUACCGCUGUCUACCUUUGACGUUUACGAGAGACCCAAGAAUAGAUGGUACACCCUUGGACACAAGCCAGGCAAGGAGAAUACGAAGGAGAGAGGCGAGCUCGAAGUGAAGAUCGGUUUCAUCGUAAAAGCUGGCAGCCUGACCGAUUUGAGCCGCAAGGAGCGUCACAAAAGUUCCCUCGGUCAACUAUCCAACGCCGCCCAUUCGAUCGGCGGAAGCCUCCUCAGCAUUGGAAGCUUGGAGAAGCGCAAAGGCUUGAAGAAGUUGGCCAAGUCCAUCGGGAAUCGCGUGAAAGGGAAAAGUAAACACAAUCUCGAAAAGGUGGACAAUCUGGACGAAAAGGAAGAGCACAACUUCAAAAUCACUCGGCAGCAACCGGGCGAGGCCGAUCCUGGCGUCAUCAGCGAGGACGAAGACGAAUUUACGUUCGAUGAUUUGUCGCACAAGAGCUCUGCGUCGUCCCUUAACGCUCCUGUACUCGGUGGCAACAGCAACAGUGUGGGCUCGGUAGCGUCCAGCGUCUCUUCCGGCAAUCAUUCCAAUGACACGCAUCAUUCACCACCAGCGCCAGUAAAUACUGCGCCGAGCAAACCACCCCGAUUCUCCAUGAGUUCUUCCACCACGUCUUUAUCGAAGCUUAGUAGCAUGAAAGAAGAUGAAUGGGGUCUGAAGCUUUAUGGAAAGCAAACACCUAGUAACGUCAGGAGAUGGGAGAGCAAGCCGAUCCCAAAGGUCGUGAUCGACGAGCCAAAGGAUAAUCAUCGCAAACCUUCGCCUGCAAGUUCGCCUUCGUUGGCGUUAAGAUUCCAAGAGGCGCCAGAGCCGCCGACGCCAGCACCGCGGGAAAUUGUUCAGACGCAGACGAAGGAUGAGAAACCUGCGUCGAACAAGGAAAAGAAUGUCAAGGAGGAAAAAUCUAGAGAGAAGAAGGAUGACAAAUACAUCUGUUGGAGUCCCAAGGACGAAAAGCAGAAUCGAAAGGACAAGAAAAAAGAGAAGGAGAAUAAACUGAAAGAGUUGAUCGACGAUAACCAUUUAUCUUCGGAGAGAAUUAUCAUCGGUGGCGAGGACGCGAUUAAGAGUACGACGCUAUCGAAAAGUCAUCUGCCACACGAAGUUCUUACUCAGUUCGAAGGAAAAUCGAGAGAGGACCUCAUUGAGUUGACGCUGCAACUACAGGCGGAAGUAUCAGAGAAAAAGAAACGUCUAAACGACUUGGAAGAUUACAUAGACGCGCUACUAUUGCGAGUAAUCGAAUGCUCGCCGCGUUUAUUGCAAAAUCCGUACCAGUCACAGAGACGUCUGUCAGCACCUGGACACCAAUAGAUAAUUCGCUCUUCCGUCCCGAUGUUUCCCGUUGUCGAGGUUAAUUACGCUUGGCAACGUGAUUAGUGAUAAUUGCAUAGCACACGUUCAAUCUCUUUCGAUCAGUUUAUAUUUGUUUGACUGUCUGUCGUUCAACUGACUAUCUUGUAGUACACGCGCUUUAAUUUAUUUCUCGUUUCCUAAUUAGAACGUAACAUUUAAGUAAUUUGCACGUGGUUCUCGUUGCUUUUUUUUAAUUGUAUAAACUUUUAUUAAACUUAUAGUAUUUUGUUAUCGUUCGAACGAAAUAUUUUAUUAUAAGGUUUACAUGUUUUAAAGGGUGGAGAUACGGUGCGAUAUUUGUGCCAACCGCUUUUAAGUGUCGAAAAAUAUAUGCAAAUACUUCCCUAGUCUUCCCGAUACGAAUCAUCAUUGUUUUAUCCAAAAGCAUUAUAUGUCCGUCCAAAGUACGAUCCUAACAAAAUCAAUCAUUGAUAACCUCUGUAUUUUUAAAGAUGUACGUGAGAUCUUCUCUACGUGAUGUAUAUCAUAUUUUCACAAAUACAUAUUUAAAUAAGCAUACAUGUA
This is a messenger RNA of Hylaeus anthracinus, 4176 nucleotides long. RefSeq names its product rab11 family-interacting protein 2 (gene Rip11). The coding region runs from base 2014 to 3609 and encodes 531 amino acids. Gene Ontology annotation, biological process: regulated exocytosis. Gene Ontology annotation, molecular function: small GTPase binding. The record is from RefSeq and is a predicted model, not a curated record. NCBI's taxonomy places the organism in Eukaryota, Metazoa, Arthropoda, Insecta, Hymenoptera, Colletidae. The transcript is spliced from 9 exons. Gene Ontology annotation, cellular component: intracellular membrane-bounded organelle.